This is a messenger RNA of Bipolaris victoriae FI3, 429 nucleotides long. RefSeq lists its product as hypothetical. NCBI's taxonomy places the organism in Eukaryota, Fungi, Ascomycota, Dothideomycetes, Pleosporales, Pleosporaceae. The record is from RefSeq and is a predicted model, not a curated record. The transcript is spliced from 2 exons. The annotation marks the transcript as partial.
CGGGAUAUGGUCAAUUCUCUAAUCAAAUACAUGAAGAGACCAGAGGAUGGAAAGUGCUUCACCUGCCUCUGCAAGGACGGCGUUCUCCGAAUCCUCUACUUCCUACCCGCACCACUCGACGAGCCCACUCCAAUCGCAGUAUACGACGCCAAGCCUCUAUCUCCAGAACUGCUCAAGGCGUACCUUGACUAUAGGAUGGAGUGGAGCCAAGAGGUAGAAGACCGCUUUCGAGGAGUCGAUGGAACAUCUGUUCCACAAGAGCAUUGGUUACAUCCCCCACCGGGCGUAAUCGAAUCCCGGGGUAGCAAGAACGAGCGCGUUGAAGAAAUCAAGAGAUACAAUGACAAAGUACGACAAGGCGAAGGAAGUGGCAAAACAGCGGGGCCAGCUUGUGGAGGCAUGCCCAGCAAUUUUGAUCUUCGUCCACGU